UUCUUUUUUUUUUUUUUUUUAAUUUUUUUUUUUGUUUGAUAGUUUAUCAGAAACAAAUCGUAUGAAGUUCUGAAAUUUUAUAUGUAGCCCUAGACAUCUACGGCCAAAAAUUUGGCAUCAUUAUGUUCGGCGCCUUAUAAGUUACAAAAGCCAAUUUCUUUUAAUUUAAUUUAGUUUUAAAGUGGAGUAGAGGUUUGUUAUCAGACAUAAUUAUCGUUUGUAAAUUCUUGAUAUAAAUAGUUUACUAAUUCCUUUAGUUAGAUUGAGUUUGAUCUGAUUGUUCGUUUAUUGUUUUUUUCUUCUUUGCUUGUGUACUUUUUCUUGGUAUAACGUUAUUGAUUUAAUUCUUUUGACAGAUCAAGAAAAUGGAAAAGAUCAGAGCUGCGUUGUCUUCCAAGACAAACGAAGUAGAUGUCGAAGAGAAGAAAGUCAGUGAUUAUGAAUCUGGUGAUCAAAACUUAGAUAUUGUUGUUUCAAAAUCUCAAGAAUUUGAUCCUAUUACUUCUCAUCUUAUUCAAGAUGUUAUCGACGAUGAUUAUGCUGCUAUUACUGUUGAAGAUGAUUCUCCUUAUCCAGAAGUCAGAGCUGCUGUUCCAUCUACUGAUGAUCCAACUUUAUUCCAAUCAACCAUUAGAUCUUGGGUUCUUGGUCUUAUCUUAACUACCAUUGGUUGUGGUAUGAAUUUGUUAUUCUCUUUCCACGCCCCUUCUUUCUCCAUUACUACUUAUGUUACCUCCAUUAUCGCUUGGCCAUUAGGUAGAGCUUGGGCUGCUGUUGUUCCAGAUUGGAAAAUCUUUGGUGUUUCAUUAAAUCCAGGUCCUUUCAACAUCAAAGAACAUACUCUUAUUACCAUUAUGGCAAAUGUUUCCUUUGGUGGUGGUGCUGCUUAUGCCACUGAUAUUUUACUUGCUCAAAAUAAAUUUUAUAACUCUGAUUUCGGUUGGGGUUUUGAUUUAUGUGCUAUUUGGUCUACUCAAUGCAUUGGUUUCGCCUUAGGUGGUAUUGCCAGAAGAGUUGUUGUUUUCCCAGCCGGUGCCAUUUGGCCAUCAAAUUUAGUUACUGCUACUUUCUUAACUAACAUGCAUAUUAAUGAAAAUCACCCAGCUAAUGGAUGGAAAAUUUCUCGUUUAGCAUUUUUCUUAACUAUUUUCACUUGUUCUUUCGUCUGGUAUUGGUUCCCAGGUUAUAUUUUCCAAGCUUUGUCAUACUUCUCAUGGAUUACCUGGAUUAAACCAAACAAUGUUAUCAUUAAUCAAUUAUUCGGUUCUAAUACCGGUUUAGGUUUAUUCCCAAAUAACAUUGCUUUAGAUUGGAAUCAAAUUGCUGGUUAUAUUGGUUCUCCAUUAAUUCCACCUGCUGGAACCAUUGCAACCAUUUUCUUAUCUAUUAUCGUUAUUUUCUGGAUUAUUGUCCCAGCUAUUGCUUACUCAAAUGUCUGGUACGCUCAAUACUUACCAAUUUCUUCUUCAGAUUCUUAUGACAGAUUUGGUGCACAAUAUAACGUUUCUAAGAUUAUUGAUCCAGUUACUUUAACUUUUAAUGAAGCUGCUUACAAGGAAUACUCUCCACUUUUCUUAUCUUCCACUUUUGCUAUUUCAUAUGGUUUAUCAUUCGCUUCUAUAUUAGCUACUAUCAUGCAUACCAUUUUAUUCCACGGUAGAGAUAUCAUUACUCAAAUUAGAAUGAAAGAAAAGCCUGAUGUUCACAUGAGAUUAAUGAAACUGUAUAAGGAAGUCCCAGAUUGGUGGUAUUUUAUUGUUUUCCUUAUUUUCUUUGGACUUUCUAUUGUUACUAUUAGAGUUUGGAAUACUGAAAUGCCAAUUUGGGCUUUAGUUAUUGCUCUUUUAAUUGCUAUUGUUUUCUUACUUCCAGUUGCCAUUAUCUAUUCUUUAACUAAUAUUGCUGUUGGUUUGAAUGUGGUUACCGAAUUUAUCAUUGGUUAUAUGUUACCAGGUAAACCAAUUGCUAUGAUGUUCUUCAAAACUUUUGGUUAUAUUACCAACAAUCAAGCUGUUACUUUUGCUCAAGAUAUGAAAUUAGGUCACUAUAUGAAGAUUGCUCCAAGAAAUGUUUUCUGGGCCCAAUUAAUUGCCACUAUCUGGGGUUCUUUAGUUCAAAUUGCUGUUUUAAGAUGGGGUUAUGGAUCUAUUUCCGACUUAUGUUCUUCUGAUCAAAAAGAUGGUUACACUUGUCCAAAUGGUAGAGUUUUCUUUAAUGCUUCUAUUAUUUGGGGUGUUAUUGGUCCUCAAAGACAAUAUUCCGCUGGUCAAACUUACAAUGGUUUAUUAUAUUUCUUUAUUGUUGGUGCUUUAACUCCAGUCUUUAACUAUCUUGUUUUAUUAAAAUGGCCAAAUUCUCCAAUUAGAUACUUAAAUUGGCCAGUCUUCUUCUCUGGUACCGGUUACAUUCCUCCAGCCACUGCUUAUAAUUAUUCUUCAUACUGUGCCGUUGGUUUAUUCUUUGGAUGGUAUGUUAAGAGAAAGUGGUUCCACUGGUGGACUAAAUAUAACUAUUCCUUAUCCGCUGGUAUGGAUAUUGGUUUAGCUUGGUCUUCAUUAAUUAUUUUCUUAGCUUUAUACUUAACUAAUACUGCUGCUCCAUCAUGGUGGGGUAACAAUGUUAUCCUUGGUACUAUGGAUAUGCAAGCUACUGCUAUCAGAGUUGUAUUACCUGCAGGUGAACCAUUUGGACCAACUAGUUGGUAGAUAUAAACAACGGAAUAAUGAUCUCUUUUUGAAAAAUUUAAUUUUAAAUAUAUCCUAAUACUCCUCGUCCUUUUUCUUUUGUUCUUAUAUCUAAAUAUUUUAAUUAAACAUUUUCACGGUUAUUGUAUAUAAUUUUUAACAUUUUGUAAAUUUGUUAAAUUUCGAUUCUUUAAAUAUAUAAUUGGUUUGUAAAA
Molecule: messenger RNA, 2899 nt
Organism: Scheffersomyces coipomensis
Lineage: Eukaryota; Fungi; Ascomycota; Pichiomycetes; Serinales; Debaryomycetaceae
Gene: OPT1
Product: oligopeptide transporter
Exons: 1
Coding region: 366-2705 (779 amino acids)
Biological process (GO): transmembrane transport
Cellular component (GO): plasma membrane
Molecular function (GO): oligopeptide transmembrane transporter activity
Source: RefSeq, a predicted model, not a curated record